GCAUUUCGUAAAUAUUUUAAAGUUCAUGUGUAACUAUAAUUAUCCGAUAAACAAUAAUACGUUUUUUUUUGGGUUGAACCCAGGUAGAGUGGGGACUUUACAUGAAAAAAAAAAUAUAAAUAUCUCCAUUUCUAUUCGGUACGAUAUAGUUGAAAAUUCAUCACAAUUACAACAAAAUGAAACUGGUGAUAUUUGCAUCUGUAAUUCUUGCGGUGAGCUGCGCCCCCCCUGCAGCAAAGGAAAUAAAUAAAGAAGUAAUACCAAUAGUGAGGUUAGAAAAUGAAGGUGUGAAUUCUGAUGGAUCUUAUAGCUGGAAUUUUGAGACCGGAAAUAAUAUAGCAGCUCAUGAAGAAGGUACUGUUAAAAAGGGAGAGAAACCCGAUGAAGCCGAAUUAGAAGUUGUCGGAGGUUACGAAUAUACUAACGAAGACGGCACCAAAGUCCAAAUUAGCUAUAUCGCUAAUAAAGAUGGUUUCCAACCCCAAGGAGAUGUUCUCCCAACUCCUCCACCAAUUCCACCAGCAAUUGCAAGGCUCUUGGAAUAUAUUAAAGCUCAUCCUUCAGAAGAAGAUCAAAAACAGUGAAAGAAUAUUUGAUUUCAAAUUAGAUAUACGGCAGUUUUUGUAUAUACAAUGUAAAUAAAAAAUAUUUUUUA
Diorhabda carinulata is the source of this 655-nucleotide messenger RNA. RefSeq names its product endocuticle structural glycoprotein ABD-4-like. The transcript is spliced from 3 exons. The record is from RefSeq and is a predicted model, not a curated record. The coding region runs from base 177 to 584 and encodes 135 amino acids. Gene Ontology annotation, cellular component: chitin-based extracellular matrix. NCBI's taxonomy places the organism in Eukaryota, Metazoa, Arthropoda, Insecta, Coleoptera, Chrysomelidae. Gene Ontology annotation, molecular function: structural constituent of chitin-based larval cuticle.